Messenger RNA from Macaca mulatta (Rhesus monkey), 1867 nucleotides. The record is from RefSeq and is a predicted model, not a curated record. NCBI's taxonomy places the organism in Eukaryota, Metazoa, Chordata, Mammalia, Primates, Cercopithecidae.
AUAAGCCCAGAGGAGGUGGGGGAAAGGCCAGUGUUUACAAACAUGGGUCACCUGAGUCUGAGCGGCACCGAAAGCGGUCUGGGGGAGGGGCGAGCCUGGAUCCUGUGGAUUUGCGACCAAGGGCUCUGUCUCUGGCCCAACCCCACUGAAGGGGUAUGGGGAGAGGGCCCAGAGAAGGGAGGGAGUGGGCGCUGCUCAGAUGCUGGAGCACGUGGCCCAAGGUGUGGGCCAAAUGCAAACUCUGCAAUUCAGAGUGCUCCAGGGGCGACCUUUUGGCUGGCGGGACCUCCGCGGGGCCCCCUGGCCUGGUCGUCUGGGGGCCAGGGGCCGACCGGGUCAGGGACCGCCUGAGGGAGAGACCAAGUCUCACAAGUUCCUUCCCCCUCACAGCCAAAGAGGGUCCCGCAGAAAGACCCCGCAGUCCUGGAGAAGGGGAGUUGCCCCUCAGCCCCUGCCCCGCCGCGGCCGCUCCCGGCCCCGCGUGCGGCGCUGGGAAAGGGGUGUCGGGUUACCAGCGCGGGGGCUCUAGUUACCCUCGGGAACCUUGCUUUCAGCCGGACUCCGGGGACAGCGCAGCGCCCGCCCGAGCCCUCGGCGCUACCUCCUGCUCGCGGCCUCCGCAACCUUCAGGGAUGGCACUGGCGUCACUGAUGAUGGCCCUCGGCUGCCUUGGCCUCCACACCUGGCAGGCCCAGGCUGUUCCCAUCCUGCCCCUGGGACUGGCUCCAGACACCUUUGACGAUGCCUAUGUGGGUUGUGCAGAGGAGAUGGAGGAGAAGGCAGCCCCCCUGCUAAAGGCGGAAAUGGCCCACCAUGCCCUGCUUCGGGAAUCCUGGGAGGCAGCCCAGGAGGCCUGGGAGGACAGGCAUCGAGGGCUCACCUUACCCCCUGGCUUCAAAGCCCAGAAUGGAAUAGCCAUUAUGGUCUACACCAACUCAUCUAACACCUUGUACUGGAAGUUGAAUCAGGCCGUGCGGACAGGCGGAGGCUCCCGGGAGCUCUACAUGAGGCACUUUCCCUUCAAGGCCCUGCAUUUCUACCUGAUCCGGGCCCUGCAGCUGCUUGGAGGCGGUGGGGGCUGCAGCACAGGGCCUGGGGAGGUGGUGUUCCGAGGUGUGGGCAGCCUUCGCUUUGAACCCAAAAGGCUGGGGGACUCUGUCCGCUUAGGCCAGUUUGCCUCCAGCUCCCUGGAUAAGGCAGUGGCCUGCAGAUUUGGUAAUGCCACCCUCUUUUCUCUAACGACUUGCUUUGGGGCCCCUAUCCAGGCCUUCUCUGUCUUUCCCAAGGAGCGCGAGGUGCUGAUUCCCCCCCAUGAAGUCUUCUUGGUCACCAGAUUCUCUCAGGAUGGAGCCCAGAGCCUGGUGACUCUCUGGAGCUAUAAUCAGACCUGCAGCCACUUUAACUGCGCCUAUCUGGGUGGGGAGAAGAGGCGGGGCUGUGUGUCUGCACCAGGGGUGCAGCCAGUCACAAUCUGAGGGGGCCUCCUCUCUGCCCCCCUGGAAGACCCUGCUCUUGGCCCCUGGGGAGUUCCAGCUCUCAGGGAUUGGGCCCUGAAACUCCAACAUCUGCCACUUAGGAGCCCUGGGAACGGGUGACCUUCAUAUGAAGAAGAGGCGCCUCCAACAGCCUUGAGAAGCAAGAACGUGGUUCCAGACCCAGCCCUAGCAGCCUUCUCCCCAACCAGGAUGUGGGGCUGGAGAGGCCACGGCAGGGCUGAGGGAACUCUGCUAUGUGGUGGGGACUUCCCGGGACAAGCAAGGGAAGUACUGAGGCAGCCACUUGAUUGAACGGUGUUGCAGUGUGGAGACAUGGAAUUUUAUUGAGGCAGCCACUUGAUUAAAAGGUAUUGCAGUGUGGAGACAUGGAA